ACUCGCACGCGAGCUACAUGCUAAUUGGUUAAGUAACAAAGUGAAGUUUUAGUAUAACACCUCUAAGACAUAAUUAUACUAUAAAAUGCGUGGCAUAUUUUAGUGCAUCUCCCAUCCAGUUUUGGGGAACAAUUCACGUGAAUUGAAAAAUUGUAAUAUUUCAGGCAAUCACGUAGGACAGCCUAUCGGUCCAUCCUUGGGUUCCGGCGCAAUGAAUUAUGUCACUCCACGUGAGUUUCGCACCGACUUGCCUGAGACGAAAUUAGGAGUUACUGAUACAUAGUUUCUCCAGCAUCUGUCUCUGUGCAUGAAGAAAUUAGCAUCGUGAGGUCAUUGCGGCUACACAAGGCAUCAUCAUGUCGACGUUUCGGAAGAAGGUGGACAAUCGGAUCAGGGUGCAGAUUGAGAACGGCGUGGCACUGAAGCAUCGCUCCCUGUUUGUGGUGGUUGGGGACCACGGCAGAGACCAGGUCGUCAUCCUUCACCACAUGUUGUCCAAAGCCUCGGUGAAAGCUCGACCGUCUGUUCUGUGGUGCUACAAGAAAGAACUUGGGUUCAGCAACAACCGAAAGAAGCGGAUGCGGCGGCUGCAGAAGAAGAUCAAGUCCGGCACCCUGAACCUGAAGGAGGAUGACCCUUUUGAGCUGUUCAUCGCUGCCACCAACAUCCGCUACUGCUACUACAAGGAGACGCACAAGAUCCUGGGCAAUACGUAUGGCAUGUGCGUCCUGCAGGACUUUGAAGCUCUGACUCCCAAUCUCCUGGCACGUACCAUCGAGACAGUGGAGGGGGGGGGGCUCGUGGUCAUUCUGCUGCGGACCAUGAACUCCCUGAAGCAGCUUUACACAAUGACAAUGGACGUUCAUGCACGGUACAGGACUGAAGCCCACCAAGACGUUGUCGGGCGGUUCAACGAGAGGUUCAUCUUGUCCUUGGCCUCCUGCAAGACAUGUGUUGCCAUUGACGACCAGCUUAACAUCCUGCCCAUCUCCAGCCACAUUGCCAGCAUCAAACCGGUCCCACCAAAGACUCAGGAGGACAGUUUGCCUCCACGGGAGCUGGAGCUGAAAGAACUGAAAGAGUCCCUUCAGGACACGCAGCCGGUGGGGGUACUUGUGGACAGCUGUAAGACCCUAGAUCAGGCCAAGGCGGUACUCAAGUUCAUCGAGGCCAUUUCAGAGAAGACCCUUCGGAGCACUGUAGCCCUAACUGCAGCCAGGGGUCGGGGCAAGUCUGCUGCGCUGGGCCUGGCUGUUGCCGGGGCUGUGGCAUUCGGCUACUCCAACAUCUUUGUGACAUCCCCGAGCCCAGACAACCUGCACACGCUCUUCGAGUUCGUCUUUAAAGGCUUUGAUGCUCUACAGUACCAGGAGCAUCUGGACUAUGAAAUCAUCCAGUCCCUGAAUCCUGAGUUUAAUAAAGCAGUGGUCCGAGUCAACAUCUUCAAAGAGCAUCGGCAGACUAUUCAGUACAUCCACCCUGGCGAUGCCGUGAAGCUGGGCCAGGCAGAGCUGCUGGUGAUUGAUGAGGCAGCUGCCAUCCCACUCCCACUGGUGAAGAAGCUGCUGGGUCCAUACCUGGUGUUCAUGGCCUCCACCAUCAAUGGGUACGAGGGAACAGGACGCUCACUCUCGCUGAAGCUCAUCCAGCAGCUGCGCACACAGAGUGCUGACAGCCAGCAGAGCACGACUGCGGAGAACAGGAACACUAAUACAGCCCGCCUGGCUGCAGCACGCACCCUCCACGAGGUGUCCCUCCAUGAGUCGAUCCGAUAUGCACCCGGUGAUCCCGUGGAGAAGUGGCUGAAUGACCUGCUGUGCCUGGACUGCCUCAGUGUUCCACGGCUCAUCUCUGGGUGUCCCCUGCCCCAGACCUGUGACCUAUACUAUGUGAACAGAGACACGUUGUUCUGCUACCACAAAGCUUCAGAAGCCUUCCUACAGCGGCUCAUGGCACUGUAUGUGGCAUCACACUACAAGAAUUCUCCAAAUGACCUUCAGAUGCUCUCUGAUGCCCCUGCACAUCACCUGUUUUGUCUUCUGCCUCCUGUUCCUCCUACACAAAAUUCCUUGCCAGAAGUCCUAGCAGUCUUACAGGUUUGUCUGGAGGGGGAGAUCUCUCGUCAGUCUAUCCUGAACAGCCUUUCUCGAGGGAAGAAGGCUGCCGGAGACCUCAUCCCCUGGACUGUGUCAGAACAGUUCCAAGACCAUGAUUUUGGCAGCCUCUCCGGCGGGAGGGUGGUGCGCAUCGCUGUGAAUCCUGACUACCAAGGGAUGGGUUAUGGGUCACGUGCCAUGCAGCUUCUGCAGAUGUACUAUGAAGGCCAGUUUCCUGUCCUGGAUGAGGCUGUGCAGCAAGUUUCCAGCGAGAUCACCACAGUCAGCAGUGAGGCAGUCAGUCUUCUGGAGGAGGUGGUAAAGCCGAGGAAGGACCUUCCCCCACUUCUGCUGAAGCUGAACGAGAGGCCUGCGGAGCGGCUCGACUACCUCGGCGUUUCCUAUGGUCUCACAGCGCAGUUGCUCAAGUUCUGGAAGAGAGCAGGUUUCAUCCCAGUUUAUUUAAGACAAACCCCUAAUGACCUGACUGGGGAGCAUUCAUGUGUAAUGCUGAAAGAGCUCAAUAUGGAGGAGUCUACAGCACAGGGCCAGUGGCUCUCUGCCUACUGGAAGGACUUCCGCCGGCGCUUCCUCUCUCUGCUGUCCUAUCAGUUCAGCAGCUUCUCCCCAAGUCAGGCUCUCAACAUCCUGCAGAACAAGAAUGUCAAGGAUGAUGCAGUACCAGCACUCACCCAGUUGCAGCUGGUGGCUCAGUUCAGCCCCUAUGACCUAAAAAGGCUUGAGAUGUACUCAAGAAACAUGGUGGACUACCAUCUCAUCAUGGACAUGAUCCCUGGCAUCGCCAGGAUAUUCUUCCUCAAGCAGCUGGGGGAUGUUUCACUCUCUGCGGCGCAGUGUGCUCUACUGUUGGGUGUUGGACUGCAGCACAAAACCGUAGAACAGCUUGAGCAGGAGAUUGAACUGCCCUGUAGCCAGCUCAUGGGCCUCUUCAACCGGCUUGUCCGCAAGGUGGUACAGUUUUUCACCAAUGUCCAGGAGAAGGCAGUUGAAGCAGACAUGGUAGCACCUAAAGACGUCACCAUGGAACCAACAAUCCGUUCACUUGGCGAUGAUUUGGAUGAGGCAGCUAAGGAGUUCCAGGAGAAGCACAAGAAGGAGAUGGAGAAGAUCAAAGAAAUGAAUCUUACACAAUACAUGAUCCGGGGAGAUGAUGAAGAGUGGGAUGAGGUGUUGAAGGCGGGCCACACGGCAGUGGUCAGCAUAAAAAGUGACAAGAAGAGGAAGCUGGCAGGUAUGAACAAACAGGAUCAAUGGCCCAACAAGAAGCUCAAGAAGAACGGAAAGAAAAAGGGGAAAUUUUCAAAGUGAUUUCUUCACUAUUGCCAUUUGGUGUACGUUAUAGACUUGAGAACACCGUCUCUUGUCAUCGCAGUCUUUAGCAGCCAUGGCUGUGGAUCACCGCUGCUUCAGAGUGACUUGCAACCAUCUUCAGAGGGCGACAGAGUAGUUUUGGGACUCUUAAAGAUGUUGUACAGUUAUAGGAGGAGUGACAAGUGCAAAUAUUGGCUUCUUUUAUAUUUGUUUUAUAAGUUUAAAAUGUAUAAAUGGUCUGUACUUCUGUUAUAGAACAGCAGUCAUACAGAAUAAAUGCUUUGAGUUUUGCAGUUUACAAAUCCUUAUGUAUA
Messenger RNA from Scleropages formosus (Asian bonytongue), 3742 nucleotides. RefSeq names its product N-acetyltransferase 10 (gene nat10). The coding region runs from base 357 to 3425 and encodes 1022 amino acids. Gene Ontology annotation, cellular component: 90S preribosome; nucleolus. Gene Ontology annotation, molecular function: tRNA binding; 18S rRNA cytidine N-acetyltransferase activity; ATP binding. The record is from RefSeq and is a predicted model, not a curated record. The transcript has 29 exons. Gene Ontology annotation, biological process: rRNA acetylation involved in maturation of SSU-rRNA. NCBI's taxonomy places the organism in Eukaryota, Metazoa, Chordata, Actinopteri, Osteoglossiformes, Osteoglossidae.